AUCGUUUCCUUGCCGUUUACGGGUGUGCCUAUUUCUGAAGAGUUUGACCAUGCGUCCGGUAAGAUGCUAUCAGCCCAGCACAGCGCCGCAACCAACAACGCAACAACCGUCUCAUUUAGCAAUUCUCCAUCGAUUGGUUACCAGUCCAGUUUUUCCCCAGACACCAACAAGGACUCUUCGACGCAAAUACAAGCUUAAACAAUGGGGUCUACUGCUACCUUCGUGGCAUCGGAGACCCCGAAGCAUGCAGAUGAGACCAAUCGACUGGAUGUCGCGUUCAACCUCGUCGAGAAUCCGAAGGAGACCGUGUCUAAGGACAAACCUGCGGAUGGGCAGGUGGCGUCAAUGGGCGAGCUCUUCUCCUACGCCGACGGGAUCGACAAGCUCCUCAUGUUUCUCGGCACGGCUGGCGCCUUAACCGCAGGAGUCUCGCAGCCUAUACAAAUCGUGCUCUUCGGUGACGUGCUCAACACGUUCAACCCGGCAGACCCGGGGGCAGACAUUGAAGAUGGCAUCAGAAGUGUCGCUCUCAACUUUGUAUACGUCGGUAUCGCAGUCUUCAUUGCCGGUAGUUUCCAAGUUGCAUGCUGGACCAUCACAGCUUCGCGUCAGGCCAAACGCAUCCGAAGCGAGUACGUGAGUGCCAUCAUGACCAAGGAGAUUGGCUGGUUCGAUGUCAACGAGCCUAUGCAAUUAGGUUCACGUGUCGCCGAAGCCACUGUGACUAUACAAGAAGGAAUGGGUCGCAAGAUCGGCGAUGGUCUCAAUUUCUUCUCCAUGGCUGUCUCGGGCAUAGUGAUCGGACUUGUCAAAGGUUGGCAACUCGCUCUGAUCUUGCUGGCUUUCACGCCAUUCAUCGCAUUCACGGCCUUCUUGGCCAUGAAAGUCUUGUCAACAGCCACUCAGGCAGGUCUCGAGUCGUACGGUAAAGCUGGUGCAGUGGCACAAGAGGCGCUGAGUAACGUUCGCACAGUGCACAUGUUCAACUCAAUCAACCACUUUAUCUCCAAGUAUGACAACGCUCUAGGUCAAUCGACUAAGGCCGGUAUCAAGAAGGGCUUAGCGGUUGGAUGGGGCACGGGUCUUAUGUUCGGCACGGUGUUCUUCACUUACGCUGGUGGCAUGUACUUCGGUGCACUGAUGGUGGCUAAUGACAAUCUGGACGGUAAUACUUGCACUGGUUACGGCUGCUACGAUGGCGGUCGAGUGCUUACAGUCUUCUUCUCAGUUAUCAUGGGCGCUAUGGCUCUCGGUCAAGCCGCUCCGAGCGCCGAGGCUAUCGCUUCAGCGCGUGCUGCAGCGUUCCCUGUCUUCCAAACUAUCAAACGUCCAUCACUCAUCGAUCCACUGAAUGACGAAGGCAAGAAGCUGGACAAGGUCAUGGGUCGAAUUCAGAUUGAGAACGUGUCGUUUGCCUACCCUUCACGUCCGGAGGUGCAGGUGUGCAGCAACUAUUCCUUGACUAUUGAGCCUGGUGAGACGGUGGCGCUAGUGGGUCCCAGUGGCAGUGGCAAGAGUACAAUGGUGUCGCUUCUCGAGCGCUUCUACGACCCACUUAGUGGCUCUGUAAGCAUCGAUGGUGUCGAUGUACGUACGUUGAACGUCAAGUGGCUACGCUCACAGGUGGGACUGGUGGGUCAAGAGCCUUCGCUCUUUGCCACAUCUAUCAUGGAGAAUAUCCGCUACGGUUGUCCCUCUGCUUCGGAUGAACAGGUGAUUGAAGCUGCCAAGAUGGCUAACGCUUACACCUUCAUUAAGGAAUUCCCUCAGGGUUUCCAGACUGAAGUAGGUGAGCGUGGAGCUCAACUCUCAGGUGGACAGAAGCAGCGCAUUGCCAUCGCUCGAGCCAUUAUCAAGAACCCACCCAUUCUACUUCUCGAUGAAGCUACCAGUGCCCUGGACACUGAGAGUGAGCGAGUUGUGCAAGCCUCUCUCGACCAAUUACUGGCCAACUCACACCGAACUACGAUCAUUGUGGCCCAUCGACUGUCCACUAUUCGCAACGCCAGUCGCAUCGCAGUGCACAGCGGGGGUGCGAUCGUGGAGAUCGGCUCACACGAUGAGUUGAUGAAGCUUGAGAAUGGCCACUACCGUCUCCUUGUUGAGGCUCAGAACCGCGUGGCGUCAGAAGAGAAGGAAGAAGCCACCGCUGAGGUGAUGAGUGUGGAGGAUAUCGAGUCUACUGAUGACCCCACUGUACGCUCUGGUCGGUCUUCUAGACGAUCGAUCAGUCGACACAGCGCCAAUGAGAAGGAAACUGCACUGGCCAAGGGUGACAACGAACUGGGCGAUGUCGAUCUCCCGCCGGUCUCAAUGGCUCGAGUCUGGAAGAUGUCAUUACCGGAGUGGAAGUUCAUGUUCGCGGGCUCUCUUGGCGCUAUCGUGAACGCUGCAGUGUUCCCCGUAUGGGGUGUACUAUUGGUGAAAGUUACCGUGUUGUUCUUCCACCUUGACUACACGAAGAGCGAGAUGAUGCAUGACGCUCGCUGGUGGGCGAUCGGCUUUAUCGGUCUAGGAAUUCUGUUCGCUAUCUCCAUCACACUGCAGCAUUACGGCUUCGCUGUGGUCUCCCAGAACCUCGUGACUCGUGUGCGGUUGGCCACAUUCAGUGCCAUGUUGCACCAAGAGAUUGGCUGGUUCGACUUGGACGAGAACUCUUCAGGUGCAUUGGUCUCUCGCUUAGCUACGGACUCGGCUGUGCUACAGGCGAUGACGUCGGAGACACUCAACAGAGGCCUCGUGAACCUCACUACGCUCACUAUCGCGUUCGCUAUCGCCUUCUUCUACAGUUGGCAGAUGACGCUUAUCCUUCUCGCGGCGUUCCCAGUGCUAGCUGCGUCUUCGUAUAUCCAGGCUCAGCAAAUGGCCGGUACGUCCGGUAACAAGCAGAACAACGACGCUGACACUGCAGCAGGGUCUCUGCUGUCUGAGGCCAUUGGCUCUAUCCGCACGGUGGCUUCCUUCAGUAUGGAGGUUGCAUUGAACACGCUGUAUGUGGGGUAUUUGAACGUCUCGAAGCAGGCUGACGUGAAGAUCGGCAUCGUGGGAGGCCUGGCGUUCGGAGUAUCACAAGGAGCGAUGUUCUUGGUCCUCGCUGUGCUCUUCUACGUCAGUGGACGCUGGAUCUCGCGUGGCAUUAUUACGUUCGAGGAGUUCUUCAUGGUGCUUAUGGUUAUUAUGCUCAGUACCUUCGCGAUAGGAAUGGCUGCACAGGGAGCUACAGACGGAGCCAAGGCCAAGCUCUCAGCACAGCGAGUUUUCAAGGUUAUCGACCGCAAGCCACUGAUUGACGCCACCUCGGGUACGGGACGCACGUUGGACCACGUCAACGGCGACAUUGAGUUUCGCCACCUGCAGUUCGCGUAUCCUGCACGUCCUGACGCUAAGAUAUACAAGAAUUACAGCUUGAAGAUUGCACGUGGCCAGACUGUGGCGCUGGUGGGCGCUAGUGGUAGUGGGAAGAGUACAGCGAUCUCACUCAUGGAGCGGUUCUACGACCCUGCGGCCGGUAUGGUGACACUCGACGGCAACAACCUGAAGGAGCUGAAUCUGCAGUGGCUACGUGAGAACGUCUCUCUUGUGAGUCAGGAGCCGGUGCUGUUUGCAGGCACUAUAGCCGAGAAUAUCGAGCUAGGCAAGCCUGGUUCGAGUCGCGAGGAGAUUAUUGAGGCCGCGAAGAAGGCGAACGCGUUCGACUUUAUCAGUAACUUCCCGAACGGCUUCGACACGGACGUUGGUGACCGUGGCGCUCAAGUUUCUGGUGGUCAGAAGCAGCGAAUUGCCAUCGCCCGAGCCAUUCUGCGUGAUCCGGCGGUGCUGCUUCUGGACGAGGCGACUAGUGCUCUGGACAAUGAGAGCGAGCGGGUGGUGCAGGCCUCGCUAGAUCGACUGCUUACGCUCAAGCAGCGCACCACGAUCAUCGUGGCGCAUCGCCUCUCGACUAUUCGCAACGCGAACCUCAUCGCUGUGACGAAUGACGGCGCCAUUGUGGAGCAGGGGACGCACGAUCAGUUGAUGCAGCUGCCUAAUGGCAUCUACAAGGGACUCGUGGCACGUCAGAUGAACGCGCACUAGGUGAUAGGAACGGAGAAACCUCUUGGAUAACUAUCUAAUACACGACAUUUAUGCAAAGUUGAAGAGAGUGUAUUCAUAUUCAAUAACACGGGCUUUGAUAUGCUUGUUUGUAGUUCUGCAGUAAAAAAAAUAAA
Messenger RNA from Phytophthora nicotianae INRA-310, 4208 nucleotides. RefSeq lists its product as hypothetical. Gene Ontology annotation, cellular component: membrane. Lineage: Eukaryota; Oomycota; Peronosporomycetes; Peronosporales; Peronosporaceae. The record is from RefSeq and is a predicted model, not a curated record. The transcript has a single exon. Gene Ontology annotation, biological process: transmembrane transport. Gene Ontology annotation, molecular function: ATP hydrolysis activity; ABC-type transporter activity; ATP binding. Bases 202 to 4074 code for a protein of 1290 amino acids.